This is a messenger RNA of Ustilago hordei, 267 nucleotides long. RefSeq lists its product as uncharacterized. Lineage: Eukaryota; Fungi; Basidiomycota; Ustilaginomycetes; Ustilaginales; Ustilaginaceae. The record is from RefSeq and is a predicted model, not a curated record. Bases 1 to 267 code for a protein of 88 amino acids. The transcript is spliced from 2 exons.
AUGUACACAGGCACAAACUGUUCGCUAUGCGAUCUGAUGAAGCAACAGAUCGAAAUCGCAUCGCAAAGUAUGCCUCAGAUCCAACUCUGCACUUACAACAUUCGCGACGAUUCGCUGGCGCAAGUUCAUGUUUGGCGGAGGAAGUAUCAGUAUGAUAUUCCUGUGCUACAUUUGGGCGAUAGAGAGAUCUUUCGACACCGAGUAAGCGCAGAAGAUCUGGUCAAGAGGCUGCGGGAAGAAUUGGACGAGCGGAAGGAUAAAGAGUAA